ACAGACUCCCAUUUGGUAUUUCAUCAGCUCCUGAAUUGUUUCAACGUCAAAUGUCUAACCUUCUGACUGGAAUGGAAGGAACUGUAUGUCUUAUGGAUGAUAUCUUGAUCUAUGGAAGUUCACAAGAAGAACAUGAUGCUCGACUCUGCAAGGUUUUGGAGAAACUGAGGAAGUCAGGAGUUACUCUUAAUCGAGAGAAGUGUGUGUUUUCUGUUCCAAAGAUAAAGGUCUUGGGACAAGUCAUUGAUCAGAAAGGGAUCAGGAGCGACCCUGACAAAGUGAAAGCUGUGUUACAAUUGAAAGAACCAACCAACACGGCUGAAGUGAGACCGUGUCCUAGGUAUGGUGAACCAUUUGGGCAAGUUCAUUCCAAAUUUGGCAGAGAAAACGGAGCCACUGCGGAAACUUCUAAGCAAACAGAAUGCUUGGAUCUGGGAAUAGCCGCAAGCACAGCAUUUCAGAAGAUCAAAGAGGAUCUUAUAAAAUCACCAGUUUUGGCUUUGUAUACACCCACUCGAGAGACGGUGGUGUCAGCUGACGCAUCAUCUUUUGGCUUAGGUGCAGUCAUACAGCAGAGACAGGACACAGGAGACUUCAAACCGAUAGCAUAUGCAUCGAGGUCGAUGACUCCCACUGAGCAAAAAUAUGCACAAAUAGAGAGAGAAGCCUUGGCUGUUACAUGGGCAUGUGAGCGUUUUAGUGAUUAUCUUUUACGGUAUGAGAUUUCAGGUGGAGACAGACCAUAAACCCCUGGUUUCUUUACUUAGUUCAAGCAAGAGGCUGGAUGAGCUACCAAUACGUAUUCAGAGAUUCAGGCUUCGACUGAUGCGAUACAACUUCUCAAUAAGUCAUGUCUCAGGAAAGAAAUUUUUUACACCUGACACGUUGUCCAGAAGUCCAGUACAGAUAACUAUGGAAUCAGAUCAUGAGUUGGAAACAGCAACUGAAGCCUAUGUCGAACUGAUCAUCAACCAUCUUCCUGUGACGGAAAAACGACUGAAAGACAUACCGGACAGACAGACUGCAGACAACACAUGCAAUCAAUUGAAACGAUUUUGCAUACAGGGAUGGCCAGCUAAACACUUGCUGAAGGGGCGAAUCAAGAAGUAUUAUCCUGUAUUUACAGAAUUGUCAGUCCUAGAUGGAUUACUUCUAAGAGGCAAUCGGAUAAUACAGCCACAUGCAGUAUCCAACAGGGUGGGGUUUGUCUAUUAUAUUUUCACUAUACGCUUGCAUUAAUAAACAUUAAAUUAAAAAUUAGUUGCUUGCAAUUUUAAUAUUCUAUGGGUUAGAAAAAUUUGACUGAUGGGUACAAUUUAAAGUUAUUUGUAGACUCAAACAGCACACUCAAUCUUUGAUCAGUUUUCCUUUUCAAUGCAAUGAAAUAUGAGCGUGGAUGAAUGUGGCCAGGCUAUACAUACUGUACAAUAAUUUUCGUCUUCCAUGCGAUUGGUAGUCGACUAAUAAAAGUGAACUAUCCGCGUGGUGUCAUUAUGCCGCAUAUCAGAUGUUUUCUUAUUAACCGAACUCUCAAUUUACAUUUACUAUGGAGAAACAAAAUUGCAACAAAAUGCCACAUUGUAGGCAAAUUAGCUAUACUUCUAAUGAAUUAACUCUAUAAUACAACUUUAAGCAGCGACAACGGUCAGUGGAUGGUCCGGCCAUGUAAUUUCUACAUUUCAAUUUCUAUGUUUCAUUUUUUUAAUUUUCAAUUUUAUAUUUUUUUGUAAAAUGGUUUUUCAUCUUGAUAUUCGAUUCUUGUGAUCUCUAGAUUUAUUUUGUUUUUACUUACUUUCCGUCACGUGCCAAAUCAAGUCGACUGCUCUUGGCUCUGACAUACAACAUUUUGCCAGUGAAUAUCGCGGUCCCUAGCUGUGUAGUCGACACCCACUGCCUCUCGUACGCGUGAUGAGUCACAAAGCCCAUCAUCAGAAAUUUUUGUGAUGUCUCAAGUUAGAGAACUACGUCAAGUAUUUCCAGAAAGGACUGAAUCGUUUCUGAAAAGAGCGAUUCACGAUUUUUCUACCGUUGAGAGCGCUGUAGAAGCUGUGCCGGAUGGACUUAUUCCACAGCCCAACAGCACAAACAGUCUACACCGAUGAAGUGGGUGAUUUGUCUGAUCUCUUGGAAAGCUAUUGCCCCGAUCUCGGUACUCUGCCAGCAACAAGAAUAGCUGUCGCAAGAGACAGCAUACUAACUGACACAGUCGCUUUUUUUAAAAGCAACAAGUUUGACAUACGAAGCACAUUUAGAGUUCGUUUUGAGAACGAACCGGCUGUUGAUGGAGGAGGCCCAAGGCGAGAGUUUUUUACUCUGCUCUUGCGUAGCUUAAUUGCUCCGGAUACUCCUUUUCGUCUCUUCGAGGGUAAGGCUGGUCAUAUACUGCCAAUUCACAACAUCGACGCUCUCGUGGGAGGAAUGUUCAAGUCUGCUGGCAAUAUCAUUGCAGCAUCUAUUGUUCAAGGAGGACCGGGCUUUCCGAUGUUCUCGAGUGCGUUUUAUGCAUAUUUACAAACUCAAGACCUAGAUGAUGUGUAUGCUCUUGCAACGCCUGAUGACAUUCCAGACUCGGCUGUUGCUCACUCUGCUAAGCAGAUUGGAAGACAAGACAUUUCAAAUGAAGAAUUUGAAACUCAUGUAACGGUGUUGCAAGAUUCUGUUAGUGCAGCUGGCUAUCCUUACCGACUUACUAAAGAAAAUCAUGGAGAAGCCGUUCGCAGCCUGCUUGUGCACGAGAUAAUUUUGAGCAGACGUUCAGAAAUUGACCAAGUCAUAGCAGGACUCGGACCUGAAAUCUGCACGAUGGUAAAGGAGCAUGGGAAAGUAAUGUCGAGCCUAUUUACAAACGAAGGUCGAGUGCCACUCGUAGCUUCUGAAUUUCUUAAGCUUGUGACGUAUGAAAAUACGUUACCUCGACAUUUGAAGGAUUACUUUCAGCGGUACGUCUUAGAAGCAGAUGAGAAACACCUUCGUUUGCUGCUGCAGUCUGUCAGUGGAGUGUCAGCAGUCCCUCCGAUGGGAUUCCAGAUGCCGGAUAGAAUCACAGUUUCGAGUAUUCGGUCACGUUAUCCAGACUGCUCGACGUGUGCGAUGAUAUUGGAGCUCCCUAUUAACUGCACCUUACAUGACGAGUUUUCUGACGCUCUCAGAACAGCCACCGAACUUCAAUCAAUGGGUUUUGGAAUUGUAUAAAUAUGACACAUAAAUUUUGCACUACUUUCUUUGCUAGAUUUGACUAGGCUUUUAGUAGAUGCAUGUUUGGUUCUAUGAUUAUUGUCUUAGAAUACAAUAAGGAAUUGUCUAACAAGACCCUUUUUGAAUUUUGCACUAGUUUAAAGUUUCUGUUACCUUUCGAUGCUUGAUAGUUAAUCUAUGGUCGUGCUAGCCUACAGAAAUAUCUAGAUAAUAAAGGUUGAUUUUA
Messenger RNA from Corticium candelabrum, 3421 nucleotides. RefSeq lists its product as uncharacterized. Gene Ontology annotation, molecular function: ubiquitin protein ligase activity. The transcript has 6 exons. Lineage: Eukaryota; Metazoa; Porifera; Homoscleromorpha; Homosclerophorida; Plakinidae. The record is from RefSeq and is a predicted model, not a curated record. The coding region runs from base 2056 to 3192 and encodes 378 amino acids. Gene Ontology annotation, biological process: protein polyubiquitination.